Molecule: messenger RNA, 1476 nt
Organism: Aureobasidium namibiae CBS 147.97
Lineage: Eukaryota; Fungi; Ascomycota; Dothideomycetes; Dothideales; Saccotheciaceae
Exons: 4
Coding region: 1-1476 (491 amino acids)
Source: RefSeq, a predicted model, not a curated record
AUGGCACGAACAGAAACCCCCAAAAAGCGAGUUUCCAAUCUCGUCGGCCGCUUCGAACAACUAGCCCAAUCAUCACCAGUCCAAGAACUUUCCAAUCGAGCAUCGCCAACAUCACCACUUGCACCAUCCCACCACAUCGACAAGAAAUGGCUAUCCUACGAUCGAAGAACGCUAUCUCUGUCUUCAAUGCCCAGUGCACCCUGUCUCUCCGUAAAACUAGAACGAGAACUCACUCGCAACGCAAAACUGCGCAUCGAGAUUGAAGAACUGCGAAGUCGGUGCACAGAAAGCGACGAUGUGUUGAGUAUACUAUCUCAGCGGCUGGAGGAAGGCACUGAGCUGCAAGCAUCCCUGCACAUCCAGACGUCAGGUUUGCAGACAAAAGUCGAUAGAUUGGCAGACAAACUUGCCAGAAGAGAUAAAAUUCAGAAGGCAGAGUAUGAGCGCAGGAUAGUAGCAGUAGCGAACGAACGCGAUAUGCUGGCCUCAAAACUACGGAUGGCCGACGCAAGUGUUGAACGAGCUCGGGUCUUGCAAGAGGUUGUCGAGACAGCAGACGAGAGAGCCAGGAUCGCGGAUGAGAAGGCGCAGAUCGCCAGUAAUCGGAUAUUGACAUUACGGAAGCAGUUACUGGAACUCAAGAAGGAUACUGCUGCUCGAUCUGGGACUUCAGCGGAUGUCAGCGAUCGGGAUAUCCUUGAUAUGAUGAACAAACUUAACCACCUCGUUCAAAAUUGGUGUGUUAGCAGCUUUCGGAAGAUAAAGAUUGAUCCACGCAGGAUGGUCUGUAGGUUCGAAAAGAUAGCGGCUCUGCAGAAAGCAAAGUCCUUACGAAAACUUUAUGCUACCUUCGACACAAGCAUCAAGAUCUUCACCUUCCAAGCUACAGUAUUACACCUUCUUAUGCCAAUCUUCGACGCGCAUUUCUUUGGACUACCGGAAGAACUGAGAGGGUUAGACUCUGCCGCUUGGGAAAUGGAAUCACUGACUACAGCCUUCAAUGAAUGGAGAGCAAUGACAUACGACCUUUUACGGAACGGCGAUGAAGAGAUGAAAAAGCGAUGUCAAGCCUCUCAAGCGAAAGCGCAGACACAAAUAGUAGAGCAAAUCUGCAAGACGAUGUCAGCACUGACCGGAACAGUCAUCUUGGAAGAGCAGAAACGCACUCUGGAUGCACUAGUUGAGCAUGCUGUCACAUUAUCCCAGCUUUUGGGGAGCCAGCGGGCUAUGUAUCGGUGUUUUCUGCCACAAGCUAACGAACAAGGCGUUCUCAAGUUCGAGAUCAGCGCGAUGGAGAAUCUGAUGGACGAGCGGGGGAGCGAAGAUGUUGCAAAGGAUGUUAGAUGCGUAGUAUCUCCAGCUUUGAUCAAGCAAGGAGGCGAAAGAGGCGAAAAGAUGGAAGUGGAGAACGUUCUCGUCAAAGCCAAAGUCAUUUGUGUUGAAGAAGACUUGGACGAUGACAGUCCCGUGGACUGA